This is a messenger RNA of Exophiala spinifera, 411 nucleotides long. RefSeq lists its product as uncharacterized. Gene Ontology annotation, molecular function: heme binding. Bases 1 to 411 code for a protein of 136 amino acids. Lineage: Eukaryota; Fungi; Ascomycota; Eurotiomycetes; Chaetothyriales; Herpotrichiellaceae. Gene Ontology annotation, biological process: sterol biosynthetic process. Gene Ontology annotation, cellular component: endoplasmic reticulum membrane; intracellular membrane-bounded organelle. The transcript is spliced from 2 exons. The record is from RefSeq and is a predicted model, not a curated record.
AUGUCUUCGGAACUCACCUACGCCGAGGUGUCCAAACACAGCACCAAGAAAGAUCUCUACAUUGUCGUCCACGACAAGGUCUACAACGCCUCUUCCUUCGUCGACGAGCAUCCCGGCGGUGAAGAAGUCCUCCUCGACGUCGGCGGCCAAGACGCAACCGAAGCCUUUGAAGAUGUCGGCCACUCAGACGAAGCCCGCGAGAUCCUAGACGGUCUCCUGGUCGGUAACCUGAAGCGAGUCCCCGGCGACCCUGCCCCCAAGAUCGGCGCCACCGACAAGAUCUCGGCCGGUCCCGGUGGAAAAUCAGAUGCUGGCACUGGACUGGGCGUCGCCAUGUACAUUGUCCUUCUCGCUGGUGCAGCUGCUGCAUACUUCGGAUACACAUACAUGCAAUCCCAAGAGGGCAAAUAA